Molecule: messenger RNA, 908 nt
Organism: Cucurbita pepo subsp. pepo (vegetable marrow)
Lineage: Eukaryota; Viridiplantae; Streptophyta; Magnoliopsida; Cucurbitales; Cucurbitaceae
Product: putative glutathione S-transferase
Biological process (GO): glutathione metabolic process
Cellular component (GO): cytoplasm
Molecular function (GO): glutathione transferase activity
Source: RefSeq, a predicted model, not a curated record
UUUCCAAUGUUUCCAAUGUGUCCUAUGUUUCCUUGUUCCUUAUAAAAUGGAUCCAUUCUUAGUUCCAAACUCAAAACUCUUCUUUCUUCUUCAUUAACAAUUUCAAGUUUCUUCCCAUUUGACAACAAUGGCGGACGAAGUGAAACUGCUGGAUUUCUGGCCGAGCAUGUUCGGGAUACGAGUUAGAAUAGCCCUGGCCGAGAAGGGCGUAGCGUAUGAAUACAUGGAACAAGAUCUGAGGAACAAGAGCCCUUUGCUUCUGCAGAUGAACCCAAUUCACAAGAAGAUCCCUGUUCUUGUCCAUAAUGGAACACCCAUUUGUGAAUCUUCCAUUAUCCUUCACUACAUCGAUGAAGUUUGGAAGGACAAAGCUCCUCUCCUCCCCUCUGAUCCUUAUCAGAGGGCUCAGGCCAGAUUCUGGGUGGAUUUCAUCGACAAGAAGCUUUGUGAUGCGGGGAGGAAGGUAUGGGGCGGGAAGGGAGAAGAGGCGGAGGCAGGGAUGAAGGAGCUGAUUGGAGUUCUGAAGCAGCUGGAAGAGGUUCUAGGGGAGAAGGGUUUCUUCGGAGGGGAGCGUUUGGGGUUUGUAGACAUUGCUUUGAUUGGAUUCUACAGUUGGUUUUAUAGCUAUGAGGUGUUUGGUAAGUUGAGCAUAGAGGCCGAGUGUCCCAAGAUAAUGGGUUGGGCGAAGAGAUGCUUGGAGAAGGAGAGUGUUUCCAAGUCCUUGCCUGACUCCAAGAAGGUCUAUGACUGCGCGGUUCAAAUGAAGAAAGCACAUGGCCUUGAAUGAACAAAUCUGCUGUUCCUCCUCUCCAAUAAAGGGCAUGACCCUGCUUUUAGUUCUUGAAAUAAAGGCCAUGCAUGUGUUUUGAUUUGUGUUAUAAAAGCUAUUUCAAAGAGUAUUUGUUAUA